Molecule: messenger RNA, 326 nt
Organism: Staurois parvus
Lineage: Eukaryota; Metazoa; Chordata; Amphibia; Anura; Ranidae
Source: the annotation of a GenBank genome assembly
AUCAUUGCUUACUACCAGGGGCGGACUGACAAAUCAUGAGGCCCCUGGGCAAUAGGGGAUCAUGGGGCCCCUGUGUCCUUGCCCAAACUCAAAAAAGCCUAUGAAAAAGGUACCAGGGGCAUCUCAUGGGCCCCCUACUGACCCCGGGCCCUCGGGCAGUGCUCGAGUUUCCAAAUGGUCAGUCCGCCCCUGGUUACUACUAUUGAAAUCUGUGAAUGAUCACAGACGUCACAUGGUACAAGGCUAUUCACAACAGCCUUGUACCAUGUGACGAGCUGCCCUCACUGGACUGGGUCACAUUUAUUUAUUUUAUUUAUUUAUUUCAG